AUGACGAAUAAAUGGCAGCGAGAAAACGUUCAUUUGGGGUUCAUACUCGACCGAAGUUUGAAGAUUUGUCCUAAGUGUGUCAAUAAGAGUAUGAGUGGACGAUACUUCAGAAGUUUUCUCGACAGGACUCAGUCGAACUCUGAUGGCCUGGGAUUGUCGUCGUUUGGCAUUCUUACGCUCUGUGCCAGGUUGACGCCACACACACUCGAUGCCAAGUCUCUUGCACAGUUUGCAGACGGGCUUUGUUUCGUCACAGCGUUUUCUGUGGUUAGCUGGCAGAAUAUUGCUACUUACUUGCGUCUGCGACAUUCUCCGCAUCCAUUUCGCGAACGGAUCGACCGACCCGUGGAGUUUGUGUCCUUGAGAAGAGUUUGGAAGUCGGCAAGGGUCUUACCAGCAGACUUUGCUGGCUUUUGGUCCACAAGAGCGAGAUCGGUAACAGUGAAGGCGUUGAACAUGAGAAAAUGUUCAGGUCGGAGAUUCGUUUGGGAAUUUAUUUUUAAUUCCUGA
Molecule: messenger RNA, 510 nt
Organism: Ogataea angusta
Lineage: Eukaryota; Fungi; Ascomycota; Pichiomycetes; Pichiales; Pichiaceae
Exons: 1
Coding region: 1-510 (169 amino acids)
Source: RefSeq, a predicted model, not a curated record